Benincasa hispida (wax gourd) is the source of this 1818-nucleotide messenger RNA. Its product is annotated as Protein kinase superfamily protein. NCBI's taxonomy places the organism in Eukaryota, Viridiplantae, Streptophyta, Magnoliopsida, Cucurbitales, Cucurbitaceae. The record is from RefSeq and is a predicted model, not a curated record. Gene Ontology annotation, biological process: protein phosphorylation. Gene Ontology annotation, molecular function: protein kinase activity; ATP binding.
UCCCUUUUGUCACUUUUCCUCUGUUCUUUUUCAACUUUGUAUCCGUUGAAUCCCCAUUUUUUCUCAAUCUCUGAACUUCCUUCUUCUUCUUCAAAUUUCUCCUCCAAAUUUCCUCAACAAACCACGUACCAUUUCCCCUUCUUCUGCUUCUUUCCAUUUCUCCUUUUUUCGCCGGAAACAAUGGCGGUUUCCGGUAGCAAUUCGACCCAGAACCCUUCCGACGAAUCCCCCUCCAGUUCUUCCAAAGCUUCUCUAUCCAACUUGAAAAUCUACGCCGCGAUCGGUAUUAUAGCUGCAUGUAUGAUUGCGGCUUCUGCUCUGAUCUUCCUCUGUGUCCGUAGAAGUAGGGAGUCGAGGAAGCACAAAAUGCGGGUGAAGCAUAGUUCUGGAUUGAUUCCGUUGGUUUCCAAGGAGAUCGCUGAGAUUAAAGAGUCCGAUCGGACUGUGGAUUGCGAGAAAGGGGAAGUUAUUAGGGUUGAGAAUAAGAAGGAGAUUGAGUUCGAGAAUGGAGUAGGUAAGAAGAGUCAAGAAAGCGACGUGUCCGGCGGUGGUCGGAGUGACGUGUCGGUGGAGGAUCCAAACUUAGGGUGGGGACGGUGGUAUAGCUUGAAGGAACUGGAAAUGGCGACUGAUGGGUUUCUUGAAGAGAAUGUGAUCGGAGAAGGAGGCUAUGGUAUCGUGUACAGAGGAGUUUCGCCGGACGGUUCCGUCGUCGCCGUGAAGAAUCUUCUUAACAAUAAGGGUCAGGCAGAGAAAGAGUUCAAGGUUGAAGUAGAGGCCAUUGGAAAAGUAAGGCACAAGAACUUGGUGGGUCUAAUAGGUUAUUGUGCAGAUGGAGCACAGAGGAUGCUUGUGUAUGAAUUUGUUGAUAAUGGCAACUUGGAGCAAUGGUUACAUGGUGAUGUGGGGCCUGUUAGCCCUCUAACAUGGGAUAUUAGGAUGAAGAUUGCUCUUGGAACAGCAAAAGGUUUGGCAUAUUUGCAUGAGGGUUUAGAACCUAAAGUUGUGCACCGUGAUAUAAAGUCCAGCAACAUUCUUUUAGAUAGAAAAUGGAAUGCAAAAGUAUCUGAUUUUGGACUUGCAAAGCUCUUACAACCUGAAGCCAGCUACGUAACUACUCGUGUAAUGGGCACAUUUGGAUACGUCUCCCCGGAGUAUGCAAGUACAGGCAUGCUUAAUGAGGGUAGCGAUGUAUAUAGUUUCGGUGUUCUACUUAUGGAGAUCAUUACUGGCAGAAGCCCAAUUGACUAUUCCAGGCCCCCAGGAGAGAUGAACUUGGUGGACUGGUUUAAAGGAAUGGUGGCAAAUCGACGUGGGGAAGAGGUUGUAGAUCCCUUGAUUGAGAUUCCACCCUCUCCGAGAACUCUAAAGAGAGUGCUGCUUGUUUGUCUACGUUGCAUUGAUUUGGAUGCCAAUAAAAGGCCAAAGAUGGGACAAAUCGUUCAUAUGCUAGAGGCAGAUGAUUUUCCUUAUCGUUCGGAGCUUCGAUCGGUGCGAGAGAAAGAUAACUUGCCUGCUCGUUCAGACGUGCCGGGUAAACUUCCAUUGAAGCAUGCUGGUAUAGAUGACAUGGAAUCAAGAAAGAGAUAAAACUUAUUGCUGCAAGAAGCCAGUUCCUAGAGGUCAGAUUAUUUUGUACUAUACCUUGGUCCCUAUCAGUUUUCAAAGAUUUAAUUCAAGGCAGCGCAGUGUAUAUCGAUUAUUUCCCUUAUGUUUAUGCUAUUGAAUUGGUAUUUAUGCUUCUAUACGACAUAAGAAGUGAGCUUUUUUGUAUAUAGGAUGUCUUUUUUGUUUGAUAUGUGAAAUUUAUUCAAGGAA